GCAGAGGGAAGCAGGAUGCUAGUUACCUUCGGUGUAGCCAUGAAGCUUUAGCCUUCAUUCACCGCUUUUUUAAUGCACUUAGUGGGUACAUAUGUUUUAUUUAAGCCGCCCCGGUGGAUAUCUAUCGGAUGCACCAUUAAACAGCGCUUUCGGAUGAGUUAAAACGCCAAUCUCCACGUUGUUUUGAUAUUGUUGAGGUUAGCCACUGUUAGCACCCCCUUACUUUUGCAUGGGGAGUUAGCUUAGCACGUCAAAGUUAGACCAAAUCUUAUCCGCGAACGUAUCUUACUAUGGAAAAUAGCCUAAAACCAGCUUAGUUAUGUUUUUAAAGUGUGAUAAUUAUAAUGUAGUUUGGUUUAGACAUAAAUAUAAGCACUCUGUAGCCUCCUGCUUAGCUCUGAACUCGGGGUAUGACUUCUCAUAUGCUGUCAAUGGAGCCUCCACUGGUUACACUACCUCAAUUCACCGAAAACUCAUAUAAAAUGACUGAGGACGACGUCAAGAGAUUGAUCGAGUUCAGAGCGUCCAACGAGGCUCUGUUCACCGGAAAAAGGAAUUCAGCCAAGAUCGCCUGGAGUGUUAUUUUAAAAGGCCUGGGACUCGAGGGGAAACUAACUCCAGACCAGAUUGCCAAGAAAUGGGACAAUCUUCGAACAAAAUAUAAGGACCUGAAGCAGCCAUACCAGGGGCAGGAGGUCUCUGGAGUGGUGGAGUCGUGGCCUUGGUUCCACAUGAUGGAAGAGGCGAUGCAUGGACGCCUCUACAACAGCAGCAUGGUCCUAAACCCAGACUCUGAGCCCGACCAGAACCAAGAGCAGAACCAGACGCAGAACCAGACCCAGGAGAACCAGGACAUCCUCGAGUUCCUGAUAAAGACUGAGAUGGACGAGUCGGUGAACAUGAGCCGAAGGACGAGAAGCUCGACAGGGAACACUACCACAGGAGCAGCUCUGGGUUGGAGGAGGAUAUCAGAAUGCUCCUACAAAUGGACUGACAAUGAAACGGAAAAGCUAAUCAAACUUCGAGCUGCAAAUGAAGUGCUGUUCACUGGAAGAAGAAACACUGCUAAACCUGCCUGGAGAGCCAUCCUGUUUGAGAUGGGACUGCAGGGGAAAGUGUCCAUCGAUCAACUGGCAAAAAAAUGGGACAAUCUCAAGAGGAAGUACAAGGAGCUGAAGUUCCCUGCUCCCGGUGUAGAUCCAAACCUGAGCUCGUGGCCUUGGUUCUUCCGGAUGAACGAGGCGAUGGAGGGACGCCUGGCCGGAGCCGCCCCCCUCCUCACUCCCAUCAUUGAAGACGAAGAUGAGUUCUGUGAAGCUCCCUCCCCGAUGCCCAAAAAGAGACCAAGACGUAGCCGUGGGAUGACGGACUUCCUGACAGAGAGCGAGAUCGACCUGCUGGUGGAAAAUGUGGAGAAGAACGGAGCGGGGAACUUAGCUGAGACGCACAGAGGGAGUGAAUACAGCUACAAGUUGACGGAAGAAGACACUCGCAGACUAAUCGAGUUACGAGCAGCGAAUGAAGUUCUGUUCACAGGAAAAAGGAACACUGUCAAACCAGCCUGGAGGGGAAUUGUGAAGGAGCUUGGCCUCACAGGGAAAAUCACUCCAGAUCAAGUCGCAAAGAAAUGGGACAAUCUCAAGACCAGGUUUAAGGACCUGAAGUUCCCUCCUCAGGGGAUGGAGGGCCAGGUGAACCCUGCGGGCUGGCCCUGGUUCCAGCUCAUGAGUGACGCAUUCGAGGGCCGUCUGCUCGGGAAAGCACCCGCCGUGGAGCCUGUGUGGAAUAACGCAGACGACACCCUCUUCCUGUCUUCCCCCCCACCUUCUGUGCCCCCAGAGAGAGACUGCCCCCUGGAGGACCGGAGCGCGGUGCAGGAACUGGAGCAGAGUCUGGUGUCAGAAAACUCCAUAGAAAACUCCAUAGAAAACACAGAGCACGAGGAGAGCCUGGGACACUCGGAGGGGAACGUGACCCUUAUAGACGCCAAUGGAGAGGAGUCAUCACCCACAGAGCACUCAUAUAAGAUGUCGGAGGAGGACACACAGAAGAUGAUCAAACUCAGAGCUGCAAACGAGGCCUUAUUCACCGGGCGCAGAAACGCCGCCAAAGCUGCCUGGAGAGCGAUCCUGAGAGAGCUGGGUCUACAGGGGAAGGUCUCCACUGUUCAACUCGCCAAAAAAUGGGACAAUCUCAAGAGGAGAUACAAGGACCUGCGGUUUCCUCCUGUUGGGAUGGAGACGUCAGUGGACCCUUCCUCUUGGCCCUGGUUCAGUUUGAUGCAUGACGCCAUCGAGGGCCGCUUGUCCCACAGCGCCCCCCUGCUCGACCCCGAGAACUGCGGCGAAGAACCCGACGACCCCCCCAACAAACUUCGCCCACAGCGCCAAAUAGCCCCUCCCAUACCUCACCAAGCACCGCCUACUCCUCACCAACCUCCGCCUACUCCUCACCAACCCCCUCCUCCUCCUCCACCUCCACCUUCUCACCAACCAGCCAAUCAAAUUCACAUCCCUCCCAAUACCGCCACUCCUACGCCCACCGCCCCCGCUCCCGAUUUUAGCACGGAAACAUUUGUGACUGAGAAUAACGUAGCUCUGCAUCGCGAGUGGGGGAUUUUGGACCGAGAGCGCGCCCUGCUGGAGAGAGACAGACAGCUGGUGGAGCAGGAGAAGGCUUCUGUACAGAGGGAGAGGGCGGCGGUGCAGGCGGAGAGGAUGUGGCUGGAGCGGGAACGCGCCGAUCUGCAGCGCGACCGUGCCAUGGUGGACCAGGAGAGGGCAGCGCUGGCACGGGACAGAGAGAUACUGGACCAGAGGGCGAUCAUGCUCAACACUGUAGGACACGUGCAACACCUCAACUCGCUCAUGUAGAGUCCGAACUGUUGUUUUUAAAGGUGCGCUGUGGAACUUUUCUGCUGGAGGGUCAGAACGUGUAGGGCUGGGCAGGUAAAUUAAAAGGCCUGUACUUGAUUUCAAACCAUGACACAAGGGCUGGGCAGGUUUAGCCCACUAAGUUUUUUCAAAAGUUGUGAUCUUGCACCAUGACAGAGCAAUAUUUGGACUUUUUAGCACAUCGGCUCUCUGCCUUGUGGUUUUGGUCAAUCUACUACCUAAAAAACACAGUAUUAAUUAUUUGUAGUAGUAAAUUUAAAUUACAUAAUCUGCGGAAAAUAAUAAAAAUAUCAUCCCAAAAAUAUUGAGCUUAUUAGGCAUCAAUUCUUGCUUUGUUUAAAAUACAAUCAGUAUUGGCCAUGAAAAAAACCUUCUCGGUCGAUCUCUAGUUAUUUCCCAUCAUUCUUGGACAAAAAGAGGUGACCCUGUUAGGAGCUUCAGUAUUAGUUGAUACACAAAAAAUGCUUAGUAAAAUGUAUAGAUUUUUCUAUUAUAUUCUCUCUUUAUUAAGACUGUACUCAAAAUAUCAUAUUUUGGCAAUACGUGUAUCGAUACAAAGAUGUUUUUAAACAACAGAGAAUGACUAUAAAUUACAGAGUUGUGCAUCUAUUAAUCUGCUAAUUACUGCAUGAAGGCUUAAUAGACAGUUGUAUUCCAUUAAGGGCAUUGUGAAUAUGAACUUCCGAUGCAUUUUGUUAUUCUACAUAAUCAGUACCUCCAUUUUUAACUCCAGUUUUAAGUGGCAUCCAUGUAUUGGGACAUAUAUCGUGUCGUGGAUGAAUCAUUCCACACCAAAUCUAUGAAUGUCAUCGCUCGACCAUCUCAGAUUUGACUGAAAAAAUUCUAGGAGGUUCACACACUUUCUAAGAGGAAAAGUCCCAAAUUUUUCCUUAUAGUUUUGUCAUUAAAAGAUAUUUUGUCAACUCCCCCCCUGAUCUGUUUUGAAUAGAGUUUUCCAAGGAGCCACUUUCAGAUUGCUGUAUCUAAAAAACUAUUUAAGGCCGGUCCAAGUCAAAUUUUCAAGGGUUAAAAUGUGACAAAUGUACUUGUAGAAUCUGGACUUUUACACAUGUGCUUUUGGUUUAUCACAGAUUUCUGGGGGCUUAAAUUUACUCAAAAAUUCUACUCUUCAAAUAUAAGUGUGUCUCUGUAGGACUGUGGAAAGUGCAAUUUGUAUUUUAAAACUGACCCUCUGUGAUGAUCGCUCUACAAGAUAUCAAGUGUUAAAAAUGGAAAAAAAAUAAAUAUUUUUUUUUAGAUACAGCAAUCUGAAAGUGGCUCCUCGGAAAAGUCUGCUCACAACAGGUCAGGGGGGAGUUGACAGAAUAUUUUUAAUGACAAAUCUAUAAGGAGUUGGGAACUAAAAUUUGGGACUUUUCCUAUUGGAAAGUAUGUGAACCUCCUAGAAUUUUUUCAGUCAAAUCUGAAAUGGUCGAGCGAGGGCAUUCGGAGAUUUGCCGUGAAAUGACCCAGAUUCUACAUUGGGUCACGUAUUGUAUCGUGAGCUACUUUGCAAUACCCAGCUCUUGUAUCAAUAUUUAUUCAGAUUCAGAUGUGUAUCUAUUUUCAAUACUAGCUUCGGUAAGGGUAUCGAUUUUUUAAUUUUGUAUUUUUUGUGACAGCUCUGCUCCAUGGAGACGUCACUUCUUUGCUUGGAAUGCUUCAGGGCAUGGCGUUAAACCUAUCUAUCUCUAUGGAAACAAGCCAGCGUCUGACCCUCCACCAGAAAAUGUACACGGCGCGCCUUUUUAAUCCACAAAACCGUUACUUUAUUUCUAAAUUACAAUGAAAGUUAAAGUUCAAAGUAAAACAGUGAAUCAGUUAAAGCAUUCACUUGACUUCAACAUGUUCUAAAGUGUCAGUUCAUGAGUUUCAGUAGCAUAACGUUUUCUUUUCAUGGACACCAUUUUGAGAACUUUCGAAAAGAGCAUUUGCUUUUGAUUUGUAUGUUGUUAUGGCAACGGUUCUCAUUUUUCAGCAAUCUGAAACUCACAGGUGGUUUAAAAUGGGCCUCAGAAUUCUAUGGUAGAGUUUGCUGUUUAUCUGUCAUAUUGCAGAUUUGAUGACCUGGUUUAUGGUUUGUAUCUCUUUAAUUACUGGACCUAUUCAUAUGAAACAAAAACUGGCACAAAGUUCAAUGUUUUCUUAGUUCGCACAAGCAAUUUAAGGGCACUUAUUUCACUCUAAUGUUAAAAAGUGGUGACAUUAUUCAAACACACAAGCGCAAAUGCUGUCAGCUGAAAGGGAGCUAAGAGAUUAAUAUGGCAAAUUCAAAUUCACGAUUUGAAUUUGGCUCGAACCCCUUUCAAAGAUUGAUAUUGCAAAUUUAAAUGCUGAAUUUGAAUUUGAAUGGCAAAUUCAGGUAAUGAUAAGGUUCAAAAUGUUGUAUACCUUCUCUGUUUGGUUAUUGCUUUCGAAAACAGCAAAUCUCCCAUAGAAUUAUAUACACAAGUGCCCUCCAUUUGAAAUUUUGACGGAAAAGCUGUUCUAAAGCUAGUUCAGGGCAAAUUUGAAGUGUUUUUUCACGGCCAGUGGUGAUAUUGAUUGUUUAGAAUUCAGACAAAUCAAAGGCUGAUAAGGUUUGCCGAUAUUUGGGACAGAUUUUGAUCAUUUUCUCCAAAUUAUUGUUUAAAUGUAUUCAAAACUCACCCAUAGCACUUUCUUUUCCGCCAAUCUAUAAGAGUGCGGUAUAGUCAUGUUUCAGCUGUUAUCUUUUAGCACUAAAGUGUUCAAAUGAAGCUUUAUGCAUAUACUUUUUCCAGCAGGUCAAUCAAAACUAAAUAUCGAAAAUUUAAGACAGAUAUCCUAAACAGUUGCCAACCGAUUUACAUAUUGGCCUAUCUCUAGUGUUUUUCGUAGCAUUGGUUUGUGGAAUGGCCACAAGACUUGCUGAUCUUUUUAUUUGACCCUCUCCUCUGCUUCUCUGCUUCAUCUGACCCUCUCCUCUGCAUCAUCUUCUUUAUCUGGCCCUUUCUUCUGAAUUCUCUGCUCCAUCUGCUCAUUCUGACCCUCUCCUCUGCUUCUUCUGACCCUCUUCUCUGCUCCUGUGCUUCUCUGACUCUCCUGUGCAUCCUCUGCUCCAUCUUAAACUCUCCUCUUUAGUGUCUGCUCCAUCUGAUCUUCAACUCUGCACCAUCUGCUCCAUUUGACCAUCUCCUCUGCAUCUUCUAUUCCUUCUGACCCUCUUCCCUGAUCUUGUGGUCCUCUGACUCUCUCCUCUGCAUCAUUUGCUCCAUCUGAUCCUCUCCUCGGCAAAAUCUGCUCAUUCUGACCUUCUCCUCUGCUCCAUCUGCCCCUUUCCUCUGCAUCCUUGACUCCUUCUGACCCUCUUCUCUGCUCUUGUGCUCCUCUGAUCCUCUACUGCAUCAUCUGCUCAUUCUGACCCUCUCCUCUGCGCCUCUGACCCUCUACUCUGCAUCUACCCAUACAGUCACUAUCCUUCCUCUGUACACACUAUUUUAAUGUGGGCACUACAGUAUCUCCUAAGCCUCUCCCAUGGGCCGUCCCUCCUUUAUAAAUUGUCUCGAUAAUCAGUAUUUAUUUCAACCACUUGUAUAAAGGAACAUUCUUGCCACUUUUGGAUUUGAAAAUAUUUUAAUUUCUUUUGGACAACGCCUUAAUCAGUUGUAGAAAAUGUUUUGUAAAAAAAAAAAAAAAAAAAAAAAGCAAUAAUCUUGUGUUACAGCGUGGACUGAAAAAGUGUGUUCAGAUUGUUCAUGCGUGUGAUAUCAUGUAAAAAGUUGGUCUGUUUGGUUUUUAAAUUUUCAAAUAUAUUUUUUAAAAAGUUAA
Messenger RNA from Boleophthalmus pectinirostris (great blue-spotted mudskipper), 6683 nucleotides. RefSeq lists its product as uncharacterized. Lineage: Eukaryota; Metazoa; Chordata; Actinopteri; Gobiiformes; Gobiidae. The coding region runs from base 411 to 2873 and encodes 820 amino acids. The transcript is spliced from 13 exons. The record is from RefSeq and is a predicted model, not a curated record.